Messenger RNA from Arabidopsis arenosa, 2358 nucleotides. NCBI's taxonomy places the organism in Eukaryota, Viridiplantae, Streptophyta, Magnoliopsida, Brassicales, Brassicaceae. The record is from the annotation of a GenBank genome assembly.
AAACCCUGAAUUUUUGUUCUUCAAACGAGGAGUCGAAACCUCUCGCCUCUGAAGAAGGGCAAAGCAGCUAACGAGGAUAAAAUGAUACAAACAAAGAGAAAGAGAGUCCCUGUGAGAAGCUUGAAAGAGGAAGAAGAUGACCUGCUGCUACUAGAUUCUAAUGAUUACGACGGAGAUAGUUUGUCCGGGUCUUUGCAUUCCGAUAUUUUUGAUCCCGAGGACGACGGUUCAUCAGAAGACGGAGAGAGAGAAUCAUCCGAGGACGAAGUCGAUGGUCUUGAGGGAUCAGAUGAUAAUGAUGAUGGUGAUGAAAGUGAACUAGUAGAUGGGAGUGACCAAGGUUCUGAGCAGCAAGAUGAAGAGAGCGAUUCUUCAGAAGAUGAGGUUGCUCCAAGAAAUACAGUUGGAGAUAUUCCCUUGGACUGGUAUAAGGAUGAGAAACAUAUUGGUUAUGACAUCACUGGGAAGAUGAUUACCAAGAAAGAAAAGCCAGACAAACUUGAGUCUUUUCUUGCUACUUCUGAUGACUACAAGAAUCUCUACAAGAUUUAUGAUGAAUAUAAUGACGAGAAAGUGGAGCUGACUAAAAAGGAGAUAAUGUUCAUUCAUAGAAUGCUCAAAGGGAAAGCGCCACAUGCUGACUUUGAUCCACAUGCGCCUUAUGUUGAUUGGUUCAUAUGUGAUGAUGCAAGACAUCCACUCUCUAGUGCACCAGAACCCAAGCGAAGGUUCCUCCCUUCAAAAUCGGAGGCUAAAAUGGUUGCUAAGCUCGUUAGAGCAAUCCGGAAGGGGCUGAUCAAGUUUGAUAAGCCUGAAGAAGAGCUCAAUCUUUACCUCUUAUGGGCUGGUGAUUCAACUUCAGAUCAAAAGAGCAAGCAAUUAACUUAUAUUCCUCCACCAAAACGAAAAUUGCCAGGACACGAGGAAUCAUACAAUCCUUGUUUGGAAUUCAUUCCAACAGAGGAAGAGAAAGCCUCAUAUAAAUUGAUGCCUGAGGAAGAUCAGCCAAAACUCAUUCCUCAAAGGUUUACAACUCUGAGAAGCAUUCCAGCAUAUGUGAAUGCACUAAAAGAGUCUUUUGACCGUUGUUUGGAUCUAUACCUAUGUCCGAGAGUCCGAAAGAAGAGAAUAAACAUAGAUCCUGAAUCUUUGAAGCCUAAGCUACCUAGUAGGAACGAUCUUAGACCUUAUCCAGACUCAUGUUAUCUUGAAUAUAAAGGCCAUACAGGAAAAGUUACUACCAUAUCCACUGAUUAUUAUGGCCAAUGGAUAGCCUCAGGUUCAACUGAUGGAUCCGUCCGUAUAUGGGAAGUGGAAACUGGUAGAUGUCUUAAAAUCUGGCAAUUUGAUGAAGCUAUUAAGUGUGUGGCUUGGAAUCCUCUUUCCGGCUUAUCAAUUUUAGCCGUUGCCAUGGGACGAGAUUUGGUUAUCCUAAACACUGAACUUGACACUGAUGAGGAACAGGAAUAUAUUAAAGAGCUGCUGCACUUAGGAAACGUUAUAGAACCAAAUGCAUCCGUUGCAGCAAUUGCAAGAUGGCUUCCAGAUGAGAAAUAUGGAGGGAUCAUGAUUAGACAUUUUAAGAACGUAUCGAGUAUUGACUGGCAUCGUAAGGGAGACUAUCUGUCAACAGUCAUGGCAUCCGGCGAAACGCGAGGUGUUGUAAUUCAUCAAAUCUCGAAAAAGCUUACACAAAAGCCCUUCAAGAUCCGUGGACUUCCAGUGACUGCAGUUUUUCAUCCCAGCCGUUCAUACUUGUUCAUCGCGACAAGAAAGAACGUGCGUGUUUACAAUCUGUUAAAGGUAGAUGAGCCCGUCAAAAAGCUCGAGACUGGAAUGCGGGAAAUCUCAUCACUAGCGAUUCAUCCUGGUGGUGAUAAUCUGAUAGUAGGAAGUAAAGAAGGGAAGAUGUGUUGGUUUGACAUGGAUCUUUCUUCGAAGCCGUACAAGACUCUCAAGAAUCAUCCUAAGGACAUCACUAAUGUGGAGUUUCACCGUUCGUAUCCGUUGUUUGCUUCGUCCUCAGAGGACUCAACAGCUUAUGUGUUCCAUGGAAAGGUGUAUAAUGAUCUGAAUGAGAAUCCUCUGAUUGUACCGUUGGAGAUUCUAAGAAGCCAUUCUACUUCUUCAAAUGGUGGAGGAGUCUUGGACUGCAAGUUUCAUCCGAGACAACCAUGGCUAUUCACUGCAGGGGCUGACUCAAAUAUCAAACUUUAUUGCCACUAAAUUUAUAAACCCUCUUUUUGACAUUUGCAAAAGUUGUUUCAGAUUGUUUUUUUACUUUUUUCGGUGAAAGUGGUAAUGGGUGUUUAUUUGUGUCUAGAUCUCCCGACUUACUAUUAAAUUUAGCGAAUUUAU